Molecule: messenger RNA, 646 nt
Organism: Micropterus salmoides (largemouth bass)
Lineage: Eukaryota; Metazoa; Chordata; Actinopteri; Centrarchiformes; Centrarchidae
Product: interferon-induced protein 44-like
Exons: 4
Coding region: 1-603 (200 amino acids)
Source: RefSeq, a predicted model, not a curated record
AUGGCGGACAUGUCCACACAGGCGGCGAUCCCAGCAGCCACCGCGGAGGAGAAGUCAAACAGUCACUAUCUCACCUUUGUGUCGCUGCGCUUUGUUGAUCUGUUCCUAAGUACUGGAGGACUCUGGUUACUCUCAUCAUACUUUGUGUUUUACAUUGUUUUCCAGUUCAAUCCUGUAUCUCCACUGUCAGAGAAGGAUCCAGGCUACAACCCAGACCCGUCUGCAGAUGACAGAGUUCAUCUUCUGGUUUGUGUGCUUUCUGCUGACUCAGCAGAAAUUACAGACUCAAUUCUGGAGAAGAUGAAGGCCGUCAGAGAGGCAGCCAGUGACCUGGGGAUUCCCCAAAUGAUGAUAGUCACCAACAUCGACAGAGCCUGUGCUGAAACUGAGAAGGAUGUGAAGAACGUGUACAAGAGCAAGUAUCUGAAGAAGAAGAUGUCAGACUUCAGCUCAGCAGUGGGAAUCCCAGUGAACUGCAUCUUUCCUGUGAAGAACUACUGUAAAGAGAUCGACCUGGAUCCUGACGUGGACGCUCUGAUCCUGAGCGCUCUGAGAAAAAUGCUCGACUUUGGAGACGACUUCAUUGCCAAAAUGAAACAAUAAUAAAAUAAAUCAAUGUAUCAGGUGGUUUCACCUGUUGACAGUU